AUGGACGAAAGGCCAGCCCAUUUUCACCGGAAACGAGAGCGGAGGUCUCGUGGACUGCGUCAACCUGAACGUCGUAUAAAAGCUAAACGGAAGCAGCUCGAGCGUCGAAUCUCUUCAUCAUACACCUUCAUGUCGAAUAGAAGUCUCACCAACAAAGCUGAAAUAAAGACUAAAUUUGACAUUUUGUCACGUCUCCAGAAGUGCUUUUCAAAGCAAAUGCUGCUCUGUUCCACCAGAUUCGAUCGGCCUGGACCGGAGGAGGUUUAA
This is a messenger RNA of Protopolystoma xenopodis, 267 nucleotides long. Lineage: Eukaryota; Metazoa; Platyhelminthes; Monogenea; Polystomatidea; Polystomatidae. The record is from the annotation of a GenBank genome assembly.